CUUCCGGUUUAUCUCCAAAAAUGUCAGCGUACAGAAGUAGAGCGAUUAAUGAUUUGGAAGCAGUUCUUAGUGAACAAAAUAGGAGCGAGAUUAUGACACUCAAAAUUAUUUCAUGUAACUGCAUCGGAGGAAAACUUUUCAGUGCUGCAUCGGUCGUUACACAAGAAAUGUUGAGUAUAUUUGAAGAUUUCCCAUCAGAAAAAUCAUGCACGCUGGCAUUUGAAGAUGUUUGGGACGUACGGAAACUCCAAGACCUGGUGGAAUUACACUCGGAGAAAGAAUGGAAGGAAGAAGUUAGAGCAAAGAAACCUAAAAUAUCAAAAUCUAUUCAAAAUAACAAAGAUGAUGCAGCGUUUGUAAACUUAGAAAACUAUAUCCUUGAUUUGGAUUAUCACAUGAGUUGUAUGAAAAAAGUAAUUAAAAACAGAAAAGAAGAAAGAGAUCUGAGUAAAAGAGAAGUUAUAAAGGCAUUGAAUGUGCAUCUGUUUAGUCCUCUGAGUGGUGGAAACUGUGUAAUUGAUUUCCAUGUCAUGGAAGAAGAUAACUGUGUUUGUAGUUGUGGCUGCACUACUCCAGUACAUGCAGGACCAACUGGCAUAGGUGUUGAAUCUUGCUGGCAUGGAUUUGUGGAUAUGGUUGUCAGUGGUAAUGAGUUGGUUAACACUGUGCAGACGUCAGACCUUUCAGAAAAGGUGAAAAUGGUAGUUGGAGUAAAAAGAGAAGAAAAUUUACUUGAUUCAAGAUUUCAAAGCUCAGUUAUAGCAGAAACUAUAACCAAUUCGUUUGCACAAGUCAAUAGAAAUCCUGCUGUCUCAGGACUACCGAUUCCAGCAUUUGGAUGUACACCAGAUGAAAUAUUAGUUUUUGCAUAUGACUGUAGAAACGAUAUGUUACUGAAAAAAAUGGUGGAUUUGAAGCUUUUUCAUGAUGAUGUGAAGAGUGCAACCAUCGUAAUGUUAUGGUUGUAUAUUAACUUUACAAGUUUCAUGAGGAGAGAUGUCACAGAUACUCUAACAAAGCCUUUUCUAUCUGAAUUCACAUCAGAAUUCUGCUCAAGUCGGCAAAUAGAGUCAUGUUACAGGAAAGUGACUAGUGCAACUCCUGAAUUUUAUCCUGUUUCAAAUUGGCCAAAGCUUAACUAUUACAGUUCAGCAAACAUGACAUAACCCAGGACUUAAUGCUCUAUUUUGUCUUCAUUCCUGAGAAGUUUAGGAAUCUGUCAACAUCCAUUUUGAGAAUUCAGAUGUUAUCAGAAAAAAUAUUCUUACAGUGCAACUUGCUAACUGCAAUGCAGUACACAAGAUGUUAUCAAAAUAACAUAUCUACCGUGAGUAGCAGUGUUAUAUUUUAAAGAAAACUGAUUAAAUCAGUAUACUGUUGUUUGAAAAUGCAGACAAUGAGUUUUACAAGAAUGAAAGUGCAUAUAUAGUAAAUCUUAAGAGAUAUUGAAUUUUGUAAUGCGAUUUAUGUCAAAUAUUGAAUAUAAAAACUGCAUCAUACAGCUA
Molecule: messenger RNA, 1505 nt
Organism: Pecten maximus
Lineage: Eukaryota; Metazoa; Mollusca; Bivalvia; Pectinida; Pectinidae
Exons: 3
Coding region: 21-1166 (381 amino acids)
Source: RefSeq, a predicted model, not a curated record